Molecule: messenger RNA, 357 nt
Organism: Prorocentrum cordatum
Lineage: Eukaryota; Dinophyceae; Prorocentrales; Prorocentraceae
Source: the annotation of a GenBank genome assembly
AGCAGGGAGGAGGGGAAAUGGACGAGUGAGGAGGGAUGCGCUCGGCGCGCUACGCAGGCCGAGAAGGAGCCGACCGAGUCGGUUUCAAAUGCCGCCGGCAUCGCUUCGAUCGCCCGUGCAACCGACGCGAGCUGCUCUAGCGGAGCCAACCCGAAAUGGCAGGGAACAGAGACACAAAAAAAACGCUGCGGGACGCCCCAUACCGCGGGAGGCGAGGAGUCGGGGGAGGAUGCCGAUGCCGAAGACAAAACGCAUCCAAUGUUUAAAUGUCUACGUACCAUGUGCAUGGGCGGCCAUUAUCAUGUGCAAGCUGGGUAUGGGGCGCCACGAGUGCUCGCCGCGCGAACCCGACUGUAG